Linum trigynum is the source of this 3309-nucleotide messenger RNA. The record is from the annotation of a GenBank genome assembly. Lineage: Eukaryota; Viridiplantae; Streptophyta; Magnoliopsida; Malpighiales; Linaceae.
CUAUAUUAAAAAUACAUCUAAAUUUCUUCAGUUGAAGAAUGCCUUAAAUUAUUAAAAGAAAAAAUAUGACAAAAAUAUAUUAUUUUAAUAAAAACAAUAUAGAUUAUAAACAUGUUUCGAAUUGAACACUUAUGUCAAAAAUUGUAACAUGAGUUGAGUCGGGUAUAUACAAUGGUUGGGGCCUUAUUGGCCCUUUUACCGUUUAAAAUAACGGGCCACACCCGACUGUCUGCGAGGAGAAUGGGCCUUACUGCGGAUAGUCCAAUUUCAAAGUGAAUUCAAGGCGGCGAGGCGACAGUCAGAUUCUAAAACCUCUCUCACUCUCGUCUCCACACAAACCCUAUUACUUCCAUUAUUCUUCCAACGUUACACGCCCACUCUCCGCCGGCGAACGCCAAUCGGAAGCCAAAAGAUGGGGGCGAAGAGAAAGAAGGAAGACGCUCCCGAAAUGGCCGAAGAUGCCGACAUAGACGACGGUGGCUCUAGAGAUAGGAGGAAUAGGCAGAAAGUAGAGAAGAAGGAAGAGUUCCGGCCGUCGAUGAUAAAGAAUAAGGAGAAGAGAUCCGCCGCCCACGCCAAACUCAAACACCAGAAGAAGCUCGAGAAACGCAAGACCAAGAAGGCUCGUGAAGCUGCUGACAAGCAGGCGCUGGAACUCGGCGAGGAGCCUCCUCAGAGGAGCGUUCCUCGCACCAUUGAGAACACCAGAGAAGCUGAUGAAACUGUUUGCAAGCCUGACGAUGCUGAGUUAUUUGUAGCUAAUGAUGCUGAUGAAUUUAGUUCGAUUUUGAGACGCGAACGGGCUCCCAAGAUUUUGAUAACCACUUGCCGCUUCCAUUCUACUAGGGGGCCAGCUUUUAUUUCAGAAUUACUUUCUGUAAUUCCAAAUGCUCAUUAUUACAAGAGGGGAACAUACGACUUGAAGAAGAUAGUGGAAUAUGCAACGAAGGAGGACUUCACUACACUUAUCGUUGUUCACACAAGUCGUAGAGAGCCAGAUGCUCUGUUGGUUACAUCCUUGCCAUCUGGACCCACGGCCCACUUUAAGCUGUCAAAGCUAGUACUGCGGAAGGAAAUUAAGAAUCAUGGAAAUCCAACUGGCCACGUACCCGAGCUGGUUUUGAAUAACUUCACAACACGCCUUGGUCAUCGUGUUGGGAGAAUGAUUCAGUCACUUUUCCCACAAAAUCCUGAUUUCCGUGGUCGGCGUGUUGUGACAUUUCACAAUCAACGGGAUUAUAUUUUCUUCCGUCAUCAUCGAUACAUCUUUGAAACAAAGGAAAGUAAACAGCAAGACUCAAAAAGCAAAAAGGGUAAGGAUGCCGAGGAUAAGAGCACUGGUCAGCAAGUAAUUGCCCGCCUGCAGGAGUGUGGUCCUCGAUUUGUCCUGAAGUUGAAAAGCCUCCAGCAUGGAACAUUUGAUACCAGAGGUGGCGAGUACGAAUGGGUUCACAAGCCGGAAAUGGAUACUAGCCGGAGAAGAUUCUUCCUGUGAGUUAUUGGAUCAUUCAGUCAAGAUUCUAUCUGAGAGUCCUCCUAGUUUUGGCUGUGCAUUUCCUUCUAUAGUCUCUUCGUUCUUCUCCAGUUUUGUCGCGAUCAAUCUUUAAAGGAGUUAGUUUUGAUAUUGUAAAGCACUUCCUAAAUAGGCUUUGUAAGUCAAAAUGGGAUUAUAUUUCGUUAGCUUGCUCUGUAACAGGAAGCUUUUAAUUUGUAAGUUGUAUCGCCUUAUCCGUGAAGCAACAACUCAACUUGCAGUCCUAUUCCUGUAUAAUGUCUGGCAAAAUUUACAGAGGUUCACAAAAUUCAGACUCAUGCAUUUUGGAAAUGUUUUGCAAUUCAACCAAAAAGAGAGAAAUAUGAUAUGUUACGUUUACUCCUAAAAAUUAAUUUCAUACCACAUGGAUUUAAUCGAUUGGCUUUAUACACCAUUAACUUUAACUGAGUUAUUAUGUUGGGUUUUGGGCCUAGGUGGCCAAAUUCAAACUUCUUGGUCUCGUGGUCUACCGCCCUCAUGACCCCUACAGUCUAAGCUUCCUUUCCCUUGUAACGAGCCUCUCUUUGUGGUCUACAAGAGGGUACCAAACCGACAAUGCAGACUUGGUACUCAUAUGUGAAAUCUAGUUAAGAAUGGAGUCAAGGAGGUACCAAGCCAGCAAGACAUGCUUGAUACCGAGAUAUGAAAUUUGACCAAGUAUAGAACCAAGAGGGUACCAAACUAGCAAGACAUGUUUGGUACCAAAACAUAAAAUUUGACUUAAGUAUGGAGCCAAGAGUGUACCAAGCCAGCAAGACAUGCUUGUACUAGUACAUGAAAUUUGGCUCUAAAAACAAAAGAGGCUUGGUAGUCAGUCACCCGGGUACCAAGCUAGGUACCAACUAGAGAGUCGUACAUAAACUAAGUUUAGAUACCAACUUGGCAAAACAGGCUUGGUAGUCAAGCAAGAGGGUACCAAGUAGAUAAUACAUGUUUGGUAUCAAGUUACCAAAUCACCCAAAAACUAAGUAUAGAGAUCAAACUGACAGGUGCCAACCCGAUAAGGGGGUGACAAUGUGGCCACCCGACUGUGUAUCAAACCGCCAUGGACCAUCCCUAUAUACCCAAGACGGAGUAUGAAAUCUUGGAUGUGGGGGCUUGUCGACUAUGUUGUCAAGCUAAGAGGGUGUCAAUUUAAUGCGGAUUUGAUGUAGAGCCCAUUAGGGGCUAUAUGCGACUAAGUCCCAAGACAGGGUUGGUGGCCCUUAAGGGGGUACCAAGUCAGCAGGGUGUAAGGUAUUGACUUGAUGAGAUUGUAAAAACUAAGUAUGAGACUAGACGAACAAGGUUGGCUUGGUGGCAGGUGAAGGCAUGACUGGCUUGGUAACGGGGUGUCAAGACGGAGAGACGACAAUAGGACUUGGUGGCAAGUCAACUAAGUGACAAGCUCACAAGAUGAAACCAAGCCCUCCACGACUAAGUAUGGAGUCUUGGUGGGUAAAAUGGCUAUGUUCUCAUCCCAUCAAGACAUGAUCAUAAAAAGGUGUCCGGAUGGAGGGUGGUACCAAGAUGAGAGCAACAUGAAGACUCAGUAUGUGUUCUGCAAGGCUGUCAAGGAGUCUUAGUGGUAAUAAGCAACGUAAUGGAGGCAAGGUAGGGGCAGCAAGAUAGAGCUCAACUCAACCCUAGUCAAAUUCGAUGCCAAGCCACCCAGAUGACAGUUACCAACCAACCACCAUGGCGGCAAUGAGGACCUCGAUGCAGUUUGGAGCAAUGGGCCAAAUAGUGGUUACCAAGGCUGUUACACUUUGUCGCUAUAAAUAGGGGAAAUGAAG